CAAAAUGGAGAAAAAAGAACGAAGUAGAUCCCGUUCACCAAUCAUGAUGAAAUCUGUAGACAACUCUACUACUAAUGUAAUAGAUGCCCGAGAAGACACUGAAACUAAACACAAGGAAAAUAUUGUUAAACAGGAACCUCUUCAUAUAAAAGAAGAAUCGAGCAGUUUAGAUGUUCAAAUAGUGGAGCUUGAUCAGUCCUUAAAAGCUGAACAAAUUGAAAUUUAUGAUUCAGAUGAUGAUGUUGAUGUUGCAACAUCAGAAACUUCUAAUCGUGCACCUGCAAGACAAUUUCAUAAAACAAAACAUUCACCUUGUACAAUGCUUUGUAUAUCAAAUCUACCCUCAGGCUACGGUUUAGGUAAAUAUAGAAAGAUGAUACUGCAGGCUAUAGGUAAUGCAACAAAAUAUUCAGUAUUCUUUUACGCACCUAGAGAUGUAAACCGUUCGCUUAUUGGUGAGAUUCUUAUUCAAUGUGCUAAUCCUGUGGAAUGCAGUAAUGUCUUUCGUCUCCUGCGAAAGAACUUUGAGCCACCAAUCAUAGUUGUCAAAGAUAAAGGAAAUGCAAUAGCUCAAAAAUUUGAUUAUAUACCAAGGGAAUUUGCACAAUUCAAACUCAACCCAAAUUUUAAUAAAGGAACAGAGUUUACAGUGAUGAGAGGCUUUUUGAAUCAAGUUCAAAUUAGAAAGUCUCAGAAUGAUGUGCAAAAUCCUAACCCAGCAUCAUCUGUCAUACUGGAGGAUCCGUCGGGUGUCAAGCCACUAUGUAACAUUGAUACUCUGCCAAAUUUUAAACCAGUGUUUGUAAAGCCUGAUCCGCCUGUAAAUAACACAUUUGGAUUGAAUAUGCAGUAUCUGAAUAAAAUAGGUGUUCGCCUUCCAUUAAAAAACAGAGUUUUUGUUGAAAAUAUGAUUCCACAAAUUACGGUGGAGAAAGUUCGAGAAGUAUUUAGUUUAGCAGGAACUGUCAGACAUGUUAAAUUAACUAUAGAGAACCCCACAUCAUUCAAUAAUGCAGUAGUUGAAUUUGACCAUCCAGUGGAAGCUGUGCAGGCAAUAUCUAUGCUAGAUGGUCGUAAACUUUACAACCGAGUAAUGAAAGUAUGUUUCGAUUCGUUGCAUAAUCCUAAACCACUACCUCUUGGCCUAGAAUCCAUUGGGCCAGGACUUGGGCCCAAUGGACAGCCUCUAAGAGCCAUCCAUGCAACUCUAGCGGUGAAACCUAUUAUAGAUGCGCUGCAACAAAUGGGCAAAUUAAGUUCCAGGCAUAACCAAUCUAUAUAUAACGCAAAUAUGUUUAAACGUGCAGAGAACAAUCCAGUCAAUCAGAGUAAUGUAACAAAUAACAUAAAUGCAUCGAAUCAGCCGAAUUAUUCAUUUGGUUCAAAUUCUUUACAAACUGCUCCAAGCCAGAACAUGCAAGCAAAUCCGAAUAUGUGGUGUAACACCCCCAAUUUAAACCCAAAUACUGUCUUAGCUCAGUUCGGGUUAAAUAUGGAGCAAGUUAUUGCAAACAUGGGACAAAAUAUGGCACAAUAUAUUUCGUGCAUGGGGCAGAAUAUGCCGAGUAUGGGACAAAAUAUUCUAAAUAUGGGGCAAAAUAUGCCAAAUAUGGGACAAAAUAAGGUAAAUAUGGGACCAAAUAUGCCAAGUAUGGGACAAAAUAUGACAAAUAUGGGUCAAAAUAUGCCAAAUAUGGGGCAAAAUAUACUAAAUAUGGGACAAAAUAUACCAAAUAUGGGACAAAAUAUGCCAUGUAUGGGACAAAAUAUGCCAAAUCUGGGGCAAAAUAUGCACAACAUAGAUCAGAAUACGCCAAACUUCAAUCAGUAUUCGGGUAACAACAACAAUUUUGGCCCUCCAACAACUUUUAACGCUUCAAGUCCAAAGGAAUCUUCUGUGGUACCUAAUAAUAUGACAAGUUCAGUCGAAUAUUCUGCAGAAGGACAAAAUCAUCCGCCUGAUUUAAGUUUCAAUUCUGAGAAGCUUGAUAAGGUACCUACAGACGAUCGACAAAAACAAAAAGAUAACGCCACAAAGAAAAAUGCCUUUAUGCUAGUGUUUUCCAAUCUUCCCAAUAGUGUCAACACUGAAGCUUUAAACGCUAAAAUGCGAGAAGUGGGUAAAAUUGUCUUUGGAGAGAUGACUGGCCCAGGACGGGCCAUAGUCCGAUUUCAGAAUUCUGCAGAUGCGGAACGUUGCAUCAAAUUAUUCGACCAUUCCAAGGUAGACGGCCAGGUUAUCCACGUAAAAUAUUUCUAAGAAUUUAAUUCCGUCUCUGCCUGUACGCAGCUGCCAAAGAAGAUUGAAGAUUUGCUUUUUUAAGGAGUUUUAUUACGGUUUAAAUUUAGUUUAUACUAUAACGGCACCGGUAUUUACAUUUCUAUGACAUUACGUUCGGAUAUUUUUAAUAAGAUUAUGCACACAUAAAUUGGUGAACUUAAUAUCGAAGUCUUACCCACUUUAAGUAGAAAGCGUAUGGGAGUUUUAGUAGUAAAACAUCGCA
Molecule: messenger RNA, 2504 nt
Organism: Hyposmocoma kahamanoa
Lineage: Eukaryota; Metazoa; Arthropoda; Insecta; Lepidoptera; Cosmopterigidae
Product: heterogeneous nuclear ribonucleoprotein M-like
Exons: 10
Coding region: 5-2260 (751 amino acids)
Biological process (GO): regulation of mRNA stability involved in response to oxidative stress
Cellular component (GO): nucleus; post-mRNA release spliceosomal complex; cytoplasm
Molecular function (GO): mRNA binding
Source: RefSeq, a predicted model, not a curated record